Molecule: messenger RNA, 601 nt
Organism: Eruca vesicaria subsp. sativa (arugula)
Lineage: Eukaryota; Viridiplantae; Streptophyta; Magnoliopsida; Brassicales; Brassicaceae
Source: the annotation of a GenBank genome assembly
AUGUCUGGAGAAGAAGCUGCACCUGCUGUUGUUCCUCCGGUUGCUGAGCCAGCUGCAAUUCCAGAGGACAUGGAUCUGUUGACUGCUUUGGAGCUGACUCUAAGGAAAGCCCGUGCUCACGGUGGUGUGACACGUGGUCUCCAUGAAAGCGCCAAGCUUAUCGAGAAGCGUGUUGCUCAGCUCUGUGUCUUGGCUGAAGACUGCAACCAGCCUGAUUACGUUAAGCUUGUCAAAGCUCUAUGCGCUGAUCACAGCAUCAAUUUGCUUACUGUUCCAAGUGCCAAAACCCUCGGUGAAUGGGCUGGUCUUUGCAAGAUUGAUUCAGAGGGUAAUGCAAGGAAGGUUGUUGGAUGCUCGUGCCUUGUGGUCAAGGAUUACGGUGAGGAGACAACUGCACUCAACAUCGUCAAGAAGCAUAUUGAAUCUAACUAAAAUCAGCCAAGUCAGAUUUUAAGAUGCUAUUUCCUCUUGUUUUCUCUGUUUUUGUUAUUUAAUACUUGUUUAGUGGACAUGUCUUGAGAUAUGUUUCGGACAACAACUUUUUGAUGUUAUCUAGCUCAUAUUUAAAUACUCAACCAAUUCUCUGAUCGAAAGUUCUUAU